AUGAAAUUGUACGGUUUUUUAUUUUCUGUAUGGUCAGCAUGCGUCGUUAUUUUACCAACUCUUGCAUAUGGUGAAGCUGUUACGAUGGUCAAGUCGAUUGAGCAGUACUUCGAUAUGUGCAAUAGAAAUGAUUCUUACACAAUGAUAAAAUACUACACUUCUUGGUGCCAACAUUGUAAAACCCUGGCUCCGGUAUACGAAGAGCUUGGUGAGCUAUACACCAAAGAAGUUAAUAAAGAUGACAUCCCAAUUAACUUCCUUGAAGUUAACUGCGAAUUCUUCGGGCCAACCCUAUGCACCGACUUGCCAGGAUUCCCCAUCAUUGAGCUGGUAAAACCCCGUACAAAACCUUUAGUCCUUCCUGAGCUCGAUUGGUCUUCGAUGAAGUUCCAUGAAAGAUUAUGGCAAAAAAUCAAGACGCGGUUCCACAAUCCUAAAUACCAACUGGAUUCGUCUAGGAUUGUUCGUUUUGAAGGAAGCAGGAACACAAAUAGUUUAAGCAGCUUUAUCAAUACUGUAAGAAGUAAGGAUGCAGAAGAAAGAUUCAUAGAGCAUAUUUUUGAUGAUUCCAAAAAAUGCAGUGAAGAACUACUUUCUCAACAGCCCCUAUGUAAAGCUGGUAAAGAUUAUUACUCUGUCACUCUAUCUAAAUUAUACGAUGACAUUAAUGGGUUGGAAAAAGAAAGGCGGAAACUAGAAGCUUUAAUCAAGCAAAAUGCAGAUGACUUGAGUGAAGAAGUCAAAGGAAAACUGGAAAUCAUUCGCUUACAAUUGAAGCUACUGUUACACAUGGAAGAACAGUUAGAAUAUACCAGUAGUCAUGAUGAACUUUGA
Saccharomyces paradoxus is the source of this 834-nucleotide messenger RNA. RefSeq names its product protein disulfide isomerase MPD2 (gene MPD2). The transcript has a single exon. Gene Ontology annotation, molecular function: protein disulfide isomerase activity. Bases 1 to 834 code for a protein of 277 amino acids. NCBI's taxonomy places the organism in Eukaryota, Fungi, Ascomycota, Saccharomycetes, Saccharomycetales, Saccharomycetaceae. The record is from RefSeq and is a predicted model, not a curated record. Gene Ontology annotation, biological process: protein folding. Gene Ontology annotation, cellular component: endoplasmic reticulum.